AUGAGCAGCUCGUACGAGGCCAAUCAUGUCUCGAAACUGGUCCCUCGCUCCGAGACCGCCUUGACGGUGCUGAUCGUCGGUACAUGCUUCAUCGACUCAGUGAUGACCGGCUUCGAUAGCUCUCUCAUGGGCGGCUUGAACGUCAUGGACAGCUAUCAAUCUUACUUCACACUGAACACCUCAACAUAUGCAUUGAAUACUGCCAUCUCCUACGUUGGUGGCUGUAUCGGAUCAUUGUUCGCCGGUCAGCUCACUGAUCUCAGAGGCCGACGGGAAGCUCUGUUCAUUGCGGGUACAAUCUGCACUGUCGGAGCAGUCAUCCAAGCUGCGGCAGUCCACAUUGCUAUGUUCAUCACCGGUCGCUUCAUCAUCGGACUUGGCAUGGCAAUCGCGGCAGUCGCCUGUCCAACUUACGUUGCUGAGUGCGCCAAACCGUCGCACCGUGCAUUUGCCAUGGGCUUGUACUACUCAUGUUGGGGCGUUGGUACACUCCUUGCCAACGCAGUAUGUGUCGGAGUAAGUCUCCCAUUCGCCUCUCAAGGCUAUAGCUUAUCGUGCGCAGUCCGAAGGUUGGGCCUCAUCAUGGGCUUGGCGACUACCCAGCCUGUUACAGAUCGUGUUCAGCAUCGCGGCCAUGAUCGUCGUCCCUUUCCUUCCCGAGUCGCUAGAUGGUUGAUCAGCCGCGAUCGUCAUGAAGAGGCUCUUCAGGUCAUCGCUAUGGUCAACAGCAAAGGCAAUCGCGAAGAUCCGAUCACUGUUGUCCAGUACAGAGAAAUCUCCGACACCCUUGCUUGGGAGAAGUCCGAAGGCAAACAGAUGACCUUUUGGCAGGCCUGGAAACAUGCCGUCAAUCGGAAACGAAUCUCGAUUGCAGCAAGCUACUCAGUCAUUGUGAUGCUCUGCGGAAACAAUACCAUCACCUAUUACUUCGGAGUGAUGAUGUCCCAAGCCGGAGUUACCAAUGUUCGCACGCAAUUGAUCAUCAACAUCAUCCUUACCAUAUGGAGCUUGACGAUCAGCGUUGUGGCCUCCUGGUACAGCGACUGCUUCCCACGGAAAAUGAUGUGCGGUGUCGGACUCAGCGGCGUUGCCAUCUUCCUUUUCAUACUAGGCGCUCUCACUGCUGUUUACGGUAACUCCGACAACACGUCUGGCAUUUAUGCUACACUGGCGAUGAUUUUCCUGGUCAGAGGCUGCUACUCCUUUGGCGUGAAUCCUCUUACGGUGCUCUAUCCGACCGAAAUCUUGUCUUACCAGAUUCGAGCAACCGGUAUGGGCUUCUACACGCUUACGACCAAGAUCUGUGGUCUCAUCUCGACGAUGGGUGCUCCAUUUGCGCUAAGGAACAUUGGCUGGAAGACAUACAUGAUUUUCGGCUCCGCUGAUAUCAUAAUCGUUGGGAUGGUGUGGUAUUGGUGGGUUGAGACACGAGGUCUGACGCUGGAAGAGGUUGAUGCGAAGUUCUAUGGUGUCAAGCACUCUGAUGUCCCAGAUUUGAAGGACGUGAAGAGUGGAGCCAAAGAUGCUCCAUUCCUCGAUUCCGUGAGUGUCAAUGGAGAAGAUCGGAACGCGGGCAAUGAGCCAGCUGAGAAGAUUCAGGUGGCACCUGCCAAACAGAUGGCAUAG
This is a messenger RNA of Cyphellophora attinorum, 1626 nucleotides long. Its product is annotated as Lactose permease. Gene Ontology annotation, molecular function: carbohydrate:proton symporter activity. Gene Ontology annotation, biological process: transmembrane transport; carbohydrate transport. The record is from RefSeq and is a predicted model, not a curated record. The transcript is spliced from 2 exons. Lineage: Eukaryota; Fungi; Ascomycota; Eurotiomycetes; Chaetothyriales; Cyphellophoraceae. Bases 1 to 1626 code for a protein of 541 amino acids. Gene Ontology annotation, cellular component: membrane.